This is a messenger RNA of Trichoderma asperellum CBS 433.97, 183 nucleotides long. Lineage: Eukaryota; Fungi; Ascomycota; Sordariomycetes; Hypocreales; Hypocreaceae. The record is from RefSeq and is a predicted model, not a curated record.
CAAAAAAUAAAAACAUACAACAGCCGGUGUUCGCCAGUGGUCACCCACCUGACUACUAAUCUGCCUCUCAUUAGCUUGACUCUGGGAGAGCGGACGGGAUCCCGUAUAUUCCAAUGGAUAUGGUCGUAUGUGACAGAGCAUCGUGAUACUAAUCAUUAUAGGACAACUACAACAACCUCAUGA